This is a messenger RNA of Centropristis striata (black sea bass), 1933 nucleotides long. RefSeq names its product 3-hydroxyacyl-CoA dehydratase 3 (gene hacd3). Gene Ontology annotation, biological process: fatty acid elongation; very long-chain fatty acid biosynthetic process; sphingolipid biosynthetic process. Bases 242 to 1315 code for a protein of 357 amino acids. Lineage: Eukaryota; Metazoa; Chordata; Actinopteri; Perciformes; Serranidae. The transcript has 11 exons. The record is from RefSeq and is a predicted model, not a curated record. Gene Ontology annotation, molecular function: 3-hydroxyacyl-CoA dehydratase activity. Gene Ontology annotation, cellular component: endoplasmic reticulum membrane.
AACACUUUAUACAAACUACUUCCGUAAAUAUUAACAGCCAGCCAAUCAGGAGAGAGCACGACCAACGGCUGUCUCGAGCACGAGCACGUCCUUACGGUGACAGAUGGCGAGCGAGCGCGUUCGCAGAAUAUUCUGGGUAUUUGCUAUUUGCAGGGACGGUUAGCAUGAAGCGAGGAGGCUUCAUUCAUUGUCCGUCCAGUCUGAUAUUUGUUUGAAACAAAGCUCUACAGAAAACGGAACAAUGCCACUCACACCUCUUGUUUACUGGGCUCAACGCCAUGAAGAAAUCUACCUGCGAGUGGAGCUGACAGACGCUCAGAAUAUUGAUGUCCAUGUACAUGAAAAAGUGCUUCAGUUUAGAGCCCAGGGACAUGGUGCAAAAGGACAAAAUGAAUACGAGUUCAGCUUGGAGUUUCUUUUACCAAUUAAGUCAGAGGUGACCCACAAGUCCACACAGCGGCAGGUAAAUAUUACAGUGAAGAAAGAGCAGCGCGGCUGGUGGGAAAGACUGACACAACAGGAGCGCAAACCAGUCUUCCUGGUACCAGACUUUGACCGCUGGCUGGACGAGUCAGAUGCUGAGAUGGAGAUCCAGGAAAAGGAGGAGAAAAGGAACAGGCGGCGGGCUUCAAGGCAUAAAGAGGAAGGGUUUGUCAGCCUAAAAACAGGAUUUUUGUUUGUAUAUAACCUGGUGCAGUUCCUUGGUUUUUCAUGGAUCUUUGUCAACAUGACAGUGCGGCUCUUUAUCUUUGGCAAAGACUCUCUCUACGACACAUUUCACACCAUAUCGGAUGUGAUGUUCUUCUGCCAGAUUCUGGCAGCAGUAGAGGUCCUCAACACUGCUUUUGGCGUUGUCCGGACAGGCGUUAUACCAACUGUUAUACAGGUGGUUGGAAGGAACUUUAUCCUCUUCAUCAUUUUUGGUAGUUUGGAAGAAAUGCACAACCAGCCAGUUGUGUUCUUUGUUUUCUAUCUGUGGAGUGCCAUUGAGAUUUUUAGGUAUCCAUUUUACAUGCUCGGCUGUUUCAACACAGAGUGGAAAACUCUCACAUGGCUGCGGUACACAAUCUGGAUACCACUGUACCCAUUAGGUGUCAUAGCUGAAGCUGUUGCUGUGGUACAAUCCAUUCCCAUCUUUGACAAGACCAAACUGUUCAGCAUUCCUCUGCCCAAAGCCAUCGGUACCUCUAUCAGCUUCUCUCGCAUCCUGUACAUCUAUCUUGUCCUCAUGUUUCUUGGACUUUGUAUCAACUUUCGUCAUCUUUACAAGCAGAGGAAGCGACGUUUCCGUACCAAGAAGAGGAAAGCAAAUUGAGAUUGAGCACUGUGAUCACCUCCGCUGCCUGCUUAUUUGUGGAUUAAAUCUUUUAAAUGAUACUUACAAAUCCUACUCCAGUCAAAACCGUUCUACUUUUAGUUAUGAAGAAGUUUGCUCUCACUAAAAUAAUUUGAUUUGUGGUAAAAAAAAAAAACACCCUACAGAUGAUGCAAUAUUUCAUCAUUGCACUGACGGCCAUAUUUACUGGUGAUUGAUUCUCUUAGAUAUAAGAUACCUAUAUAUAAGUUUGUUUUGUAGAUUAGUGAAGAGAAAAAUAAGGCAGUGUUUUUUUAAUACAGUGAUUUUGCUGUUGUCCUUUAUAGUCAUUUGUGUAAAAAUUAAGUCAUUAACAACAUUCUCAACAAAUGUAUUUACUAUUAUUCCAGAUUUCUGAACCGUCCCUCAAACCUCAGGGAAAGUUGCACUGGUGGCCUCUAAAAUACAGAGAACAUUGAGGCCCUUCUUCUCAAUAACCUGCCUACAAAAUUUGUAUUCCCUCCUCGCUCUGACAUUUUAUUGUUUUGACAGUCACUUGAAUUUUAAAUGACAACAUUAACAGCUAUUUCACAGGUUUUCUGUAAAUGUUAUUUGACACUGAAUAAACAUUACAUUUUA